GACGACAGGACACGAGGACUGACCCCCACCUUUGACCGACAGCUGCCAACAACCCGAGACACAAAAGACGAAGGCUCGUGAUACAGACAGGCCUUCCUCUCUGACCUGUGUGAGGGGCAUCAGCUGGAUCCCACUGUCUCAAAGUCUAGCCCUGAGAAAUAUCUGCUGAGAACCGUCUGUAAAGAUGCUGCUCCUACUACUGGGAAUCAUCCUCCUGCACGUCGCUGCUCUGGUUCUCUUGUUUGUGUCAACAAUAGUCAGCGUAUGGACAUCAAGUGAAACUGGAACCUCAGACCUCUGGAUAAACUGCUCUACUUCCAAUGGAGGAUACCACUGUGACCCAGCAACAUCUGGAGAGUGGAUUCAGGCAGUCCAGGCUGUUAUGAUCCUAUCCAUCAUCUUCAGCUGCCUGUCUCUCUUCCUCUUCUUCUGCCAGCUCUUCACUUUGCAGAAGGGUGGACGCUUCUUCCUCACUGGAACCUUCCAGAUCUUGGCCAGUUUGUUCGUGAUGAGUGGAGCCAUCAUCUACACGGUGAUGAGUCCGGAGUGGGUGCCGGAGGGAGACGCCUUCGGCUACUCCUACAUCCUGGCGUGGGUUGCCUUCCCUUUGGCACUGAUCAGCGGACUCAUCUAUGUCAUCUUGAGGAAGCGAGAAUGAGCCAUCAGUCCACGCCAGUGUUCCCAGUAACCCCCUGUCCUACUGCAAGUGUCAUCAGUCCCCCCAGCCCCUCUGAAGUAUAAGUUCUGAAGCCAGAGUACCAAAGGCCAAUGGAGACACCAGGCCAAUACACCCAGAUCACAACAAGGGGGGGGUAAUACCAAAAAUCAACAUGCAAACCAACACAAAAACAACCAAUACUGUCUCAGUUAAAAGAUGUAUAUAGUAUCUAUGGUUUAAAACCUAUUUAUAACACUUUUUACAUAUAUGUACAUAGUUUUUGUGUUGCUCUGUCAAUGGAUACUUGUAUGAGCUUUGUUUUAGCUGAUUAAGUGCCUCGUGUUUGUUUGUAAUGAAGAAAUAAUUAGAUGCUAUUUUGUUGUGUUUUCUUUUUUUUGUUGUUGUUGCCUCUUUUUUUUUUUUUGGUAAUUGCCAAAGAAUUAGCAAAAAAAAGAAAGAAAACAAGUUUCUUGAAGUAUAUUAACCAAAGUGCAUGUAUAGAAAUAGAAGGGUUAGAAGAAGAAGUUGUUUUGAUGGGCUUGCUUUACAACGCAAAAAAGAAAAGAGUGGUAACAUCCGCGGACGUAGCAUAGCCAUGAAAAUAUAGAUUUGGUCCUUUUUUCUUGUUUGUGAAUUUGCAAGUUUCAGUGUUUUUUUUUGUUUUUUUUUUCUAUUUCUUAUUUUCAACAAAAGAUGGUGCUAUGUAUUUAUCAUUCCUAUUACUGAUAGCAGUCAUUUACAACAGAGUUACUUUGUUACUGUUUCAGAGUCAAACAGCUCGCCAUGAAUUAAAGUGAGAAUCAGACAGAGGUACACGUGUACAUACAGUGCCUGACUGCUUCUUUAGGGAACACAGCCUAUUUCACAUUUUGAAGUGUCUGAUCUUUUUCUUCUUCUACUUCUUCUUCUUCAUCAUCAUCUACUGUAAAACAAAAAGAAUAAUUGAGUUCGGGGCGGUGUGUUAAUGAAGUCAAAAGUCAUUUGGAAUGUCAGUAUUAUUCUGUGAGUUUGUGAAGAGUUGGAUCACAGUGAAAUGACUUUAUAUAUAAGCUUUUUGUUUGAGCUCUGUUUGCCUUAUUUUGCCCUUCAUUCUGAUGUUUGUGUGCGGCUGUUAAAGUCUCAAAAAAAGCCAAAUUGCCUUCUUAGUAGAACACCAUGAAAAAAUAAUAACACCACAGGGAAUUAAAGCCCCGGAAAGAAAAAGUAUAUAUUUAACAUUACUAGAAGUAAAUGCCACUGUUGAAGCCAUAUAAAUAUAAAACAGAUAAUAGGAAAACAUAUUUAGUAUUAACUAUAUGUGAGAAAAAGGACAGAGAGGUUUGCAGUGAUGAUACAAAUGUCUGUUUCACAUACUUGAAAGUUUGACAUGCUGCAGUCUCUGCCCACUGACGCCUAGAUGUUUUUUUCUCCUCUACUGUGUAAAACACUGUUUAUAUGUUGUGCGUAACAGAUGUUGAUGACAAUCUAGCCUAAAAAACACUUACUCAUUCAAUAAAAACUACUCUCACAUUAUCUGAUACUGUGUAUUCCACUGUUACAAGGGACUGGAUUCAUGCUCUAACACACUUGAUGCAUGUGGAGCUAGAGAUCACGUAGAAUUUCAAAGUCGUUGUUUUUAGGCUGUCGUGCUGUUGUCUCGCCUGUAAACUCAGAAACAUGCAUUUCUGCGCUACAAAAGCAUCAUAUGGAGAGAAAAACAAACAAAAACUGCCAGUAAAUGGGAAUAGACAUAAAAAUGGAAUUUGUGGUGAUGAAUCUGUUGUGAUUGAUGGUAGCUGCGUGUUCGUACUGUAUGCCAUGAGACGGCUCAAGCAACUGAAAUGCAACGUGCAGCAUGUAAAUUCCUGUGUACAGUCCAGCCGGGCGAGUCUUACCUUACAGUAUGCGAUCAUACGUUUGGAAGAUCAAAUGAGCUGCCUCUCGAGCACGCGCUGUAUGCGACUUGUGUUACCACGCACACACUUCGGGGUCAAAGGCACGGCGGUUUGUGCCCCCGUGCCAAUUAUUCGAAACAUGCAGCUAGUGUUUCACUGUCAACGGCGUCUCUCUUAGCAUCAGAAAUAAGACUUGGACGUGUCUUGAACACUGUAAAAAGCAAAGGGUCUCCAACCUUCACUCGACAUCUCUCUACCCCCGUGAGAUCCAGAACAGAGCUGAUGUUGUGGUGGAAUAAAGUAUUUAAUUCAGAGCUUACACUAGCUAGUCUGCUGUGGGGAUUUGUUUUGUUUUUUUCUUUUUGCAUGAUGCUCAUUAUUGGGUUCAGUUAGAAGAGACUGCCUCUAAUGACAACUGCCCUACUGUUUUGUGUAAAAGAAAAAAGACAGAGUUCAACUGUCUCAUGCCAUGUUUACACCUAAACUUCCAAAUGCUCUUGAUAUUACCAAAGCUACUUUGAGUUUAAUCAUUAAAGGAUGUUUCUUACCACCACAA
Molecule: messenger RNA, 3088 nt
Organism: Larimichthys crocea (large yellow croaker)
Lineage: Eukaryota; Metazoa; Chordata; Actinopteri; Sciaenidae
Gene: pmp22b
Product: peripheral myelin protein 22b
Exons: 5
Coding region: 185-658 (157 amino acids)
Cellular component (GO): plasma membrane
Source: RefSeq, a predicted model, not a curated record